CACUUCUCGACAUGCGCACAGCCAGCGCGCCCACCGCCCAGUGGCACACCUCUGGUGCCUGUGGCUGGGUCGUGGGCCCCAGGCAUCCAGAGCGGCAUCCAGGCAGCAGCGGCUCACGCAGGCGGCCAGACGGCUGGGCGGCUGGGCAGCGCUCGCCUGGGCAGCCGCGGCGGCAGGCGCCCGCGGCGGCGGCGGCACAGACUCCCCAAGUGACGGCCGCCAGCAGCAGCACCAACGAUUGGUUCUUCACUGAGACGGGGCAGCGGACAUGGGUGGAUGCCAUGGAGCUCAGCACCCUCACACCCGAGCUGCCCUCGCUCCUCGUGGAGAUGGGGGUCUCAUACGACCCAGAGCGCCUGGCCGAGGCGCUCAGCAGCCGACCCACAGAGCUGGCGGCGCGUUCGGUGCGGGUGGCUGCCAGCCUGGGCGCCUUCAUCACCCGCGUCCUGGCUGACCUGGCGUCGGGCAGCCUGGAGUCCAACGCGCCGCAGCGUGCAAAGCAGCUGCGCAGCGUGCUCAGCGGGCUGGGCCCCAGCUUUGUCAAGACUGGGCAGGCGCUGAGCGCCCGCCCCGACCUGCUGCCCAAGCCUUACCUGGAUGCGCUGUCUGAGCUGCAAGACCGUCUGCCCUCCUUCCCCAGCACCAUCGCGUACGAGGCGAGUGGGGAGGGUCGGGGAGGCUGCCGUGGCUGGCUGGCCAUGGAGCUUCGUGUGAUCCAGGAGGAGCUGGGGCGGCCGGUGCACGAGGUGUUCAGCGAGCUGACGCCCGAGCCGGUGGCCGCCGCCAGCCUGGGGCAGGUGUACCGCGGCCGGCUGCGCAGCACGGGGGAGGAGGUGGCGGUCAAGGUGCAGCGGCCGGGCAUCGGCGAGAACAUCGCCAUCGACAUGGUGCUGCUGCGGCGCCUGGUGGCGGUGGUGGACGACAACAUCCCACAGGUGUCCCAGCCGCUGGUGCCUCUUGUGGACGAGUUUGCGGCGCGGCUGUUUGGUGAGCUGGACUAUGAGCAGGAGGGGCGCAACGCGGAGAAGUUUGGGCGGCUGUACAGCCACGUGCCGCGGGUGCGAGUGCCUGGCAUCAAGUGGGAGGCCACCAGCAGGAGGGUGCUAACGAUGGAGUGGAUUGAUGGGGUGAAGCUGACGGAUGAAGAAGCCAUGACCCGCCUGGGCCUCGACACCGUCGACUUUGUGACCGUCGGCAUCGAGUGCACCCUGCGUCAGCUGCUGGAAGCCGGCUUCUUCCACGCGGACCCCCACCCCGGCAACCUGCUGGCCACCACCAGCGGCGACCUCGUCUACCUGGACUUUGGCAUGAUGAGCGAGGCGCCGCCCUCGGCACGGUACGCCAUCAUCGCCCACGUCGUGCACCUCGUCAACCGGGACUACCUGGCCAUGUGCUACGAUUAUUAUACGCUGGAGUUCAUGGACCCGUCAGUGGACACCACCCCCAUCGCCCCCGCCCUCGCCGCCUUCUUUGACAACGACAGCGUCAGCCAGCUCAACUUCCGGGCGAUCGUGGACGGGCUGGGCGGCGUGCUGUUCCAGUACCCCUUCAGGGUGCCCGCCUAUUAUGCCCUCAUCCUGCGCUCCCUGACCGUGCUGGAGGGGCUGGCGCUGACCGCCGACCCCAACUACAAGCUCAUCGCCCGCGCAUACCCCUACAUGGCCCGCCGCCUGCUCACUGACCCCGCCCCGGAGCUGCGGGCUUCCUUUGAGGACCUCAUCCUUGUGGACGGGCGCAUGCGGUGGAGCCGCCUGGAGAACCUGUUUGAGGAGAGCAGCAAGAGCCAGGACUACGACCCGGCGCAGCUGUGGCUGCUGGCGGAGUGGGUGUGCAGCGAGGGCGGGCGCCCCGUGCGCAAGCCGCUGGCCUCCGAGCUGGUGCGCCUGGUGGACGCAACCAUCACCAGCAACGUCAGGCAGCAGCUGCAGGAGCGCAGCGGCAGCGCGGCGCUGGCGGCGCGCCUCGUGCCUGCGCAGCCUGACGAGCGGCAGAGCGUGCAGCGGUCGCGGCUGCUGUGGGAUGUGCUGACCAGCGGCGCAGGGCGAGGCGUGGCCAUGCCGCAGGUGUCGACGGGGCUGUUUGGGCUGCCAGGUCCGGCGGAGGUGCAGCAGUACAUCUCCAAGCUGCAGGCGGUGCUGUCGGAGUCGGCGCCACGGCUGCAGGCCGUGUUUGAGAAGCCUGGCGCCCAGGAGCUGAUUUCGGAUGUGCAAUGGGGCCUGCUGCAGCGCUUUGCGGCGCGAAGCAUCAAGUUCAUCUCGGGGCUGCAAGACAGCGCCAGCGGAGCGACCAGCGGCACCGCCGCCGCGCCCGUCAAGAGCACCAGCAGCAGCGGCCGCAUCGGGGUCGGCGCCAGCGGGGCGUCCGGCUCGGCGGCGCGCAUGCAGGCGCAGUAG
Chlorella variabilis is the source of this 2393-nucleotide messenger RNA. RefSeq lists its product as hypothetical. The coding region runs from base 12 to 2393 and encodes 793 amino acids. The transcript is spliced from 18 exons. Lineage: Eukaryota; Viridiplantae; Chlorophyta; Trebouxiophyceae; Chlorellales; Chlorellaceae. The record is from RefSeq and is a predicted model, not a curated record. Gene Ontology annotation, molecular function: ATP binding; protein kinase activity. Gene Ontology annotation, biological process: protein phosphorylation.